CGCUUUUCGCGUUGCCCAGAGAAGGCGGAAGGCAGGCGGGGGCGGAAACGUUCCUGCCCUCGGACCAGGAAAGGGCGGAACAGGCUCGCCUCGCCCGUCUCCAUUUUGCUCUCCUAACUGCGCGUUGGUGGUCGGAGGGGACGCCGGGCUUCUUAGCCACAUUCCAGAAUGUCAUAUCCAGGAUAUCCUCCAUCAGGCUACCCAUCUUUUCCUGGUUAUCCUCCUACAGGACAGGAAUAUCCACCUGCUAAUCAGUAUUCUUACCCUGCGGUGCCUGGAGGCUUCCCACCUGUGGGAGGCAGUGAAUAUAAUGUAGCUCCACCAACGGGGGAAUUCCCAGGGUUUGCAGGCUACCCAUCUGCACCUGGUGGGUAUCCUCCCGCAUCUAGUGGAUACCCUGGACUACCUCAGCCUGGUGGCAUGCCUACUUAUCCUGGAGGUGCUGGUUUCGGAGUACCUCCCUCUGGCUCUGGUUUUGGCUGUCCACAGCCUCAAACCCAAACUUAUGGUGGAGGUGGUCCAGUCCAAAUGCCAGCUGGGUAUCCUGGUGGACGAACACCAUCAACACCCCUGCAGCCUGCAGCAUUAACUCAGAGCACGCAAGGAACAAUUCAACCAGCUCCUAACUUCGAUGCAGGGAGGGACGCAGAAAUUUUGCGCAAGGCUAUGAAAGGAUUUGGUACGGAUGAGCAAGCAAUCAUUGAUGUUGUUUCCAACCGUUCAAAUGAACAGAGGCAACAAAUUAAAUCUGCUUUCAAGACUAUGUAUGGCAAGGAUUUAAUUAAAGACCUGAAGUCGGAACUUAGUGGGAAUAUGGAAGAACUGAUCCUCGCGUUGUUCAUGCCACGUACCUAUUAUGAUGCCUGGAGUUUAAGGCAUGCGAUGAAGGGGGCAGGUACCCAAGAAAAUGUAUUGAUUGAAAUUCUGUGCACAAGAACAAAUCGGGAGAUUCAAGAAAUAGUCCAAUGUUACAAGAGUGAAUUUGGAAGAGAUAUCGAGCAUGAUGUUCGGGCUGAUACAUCUGGUCACUUUGAACGAUUACUUGUAUCUAUGUGUCAGGGUAAUCGGGACGAGAAUCCUACUGUAGAUUAUCAAAAAGCUCAACAAGAUGCACAACGACUUUACCAAGCUGGAGAAGGAAAGCUGGGAACGGAUGAGUCUUGCUUCAACAUGAUCCUUGCAUCUAGAAGCUUCCCCCAGCUGAAAGCUACCGUGGAAGCUUAUUCACAGAUAGCUAACCGCGAUUUAUUAAGCACCAUUGGCCGGGAAUUUUCAGGAAAUGUAGAGCGUGGCUUGAAGACUAUCUUACAAUGUGCUCUAAAUCGCCCAGCCUUUUUUGCAGAAAGACUUUAUCAUGCCAUGAAAGGAGCCGGCACAGACGAUUCUACGCUGGUUAGAAUUAUUGUAACUCGCAGUGAGAUUGAUCUUGUACAGAUCAAGCAGCUGUUCACACAGAUGUACCACAAGACUUUGGCUACCAUGAUUUCAAGUGACACCGGUGGGGAUUACAGAAGCUUGCUCUUGGCCAUCGUGGGUCAAUAGGAAGCAACUGUCAGAAAAUAAAACAAGAGCUGCAAACAGCCAACUAUUGCUACCAGCUAUCAGAGCUUAUAAAAAUAUAAGUUAUCCUAGACAGAUAAGUAUGCAUUGGUUGAUCAGGAUCUUUUACUUUGCACAUAUAAUUGCCUUAAUUUAGCACACCACUUACUUUACAAUAAACUUGCUGCCUGAAAUGUGUCUGUUCUAUUAUUGUCACAAAGUCUGUUACUUGCUUUUAGUCCUGUGCACUUUGCAUAAUGUUUGUUUACUCUAAGAAAGGACAGGAUAAUGCGUGUAUAGAGCUACACUCGGAUAAUGUACGCAUUUCCAGUUUUUGAAAUUGUUCAUAAAUUUGGAAAUUAUGAAACUGUGUAUCUUUAGUAUGUAUUGUAAACACCAAAAUAGUCUAUUUCCCAGGAGAAGCAGUUUGUUUUCAUAAUUAGUUCCUAAAUCUUAUUGUAAAAGUUUCAACGUUCCAAUUUUAUCUGGACCCUUAGUCAAUUUUCUGAGAUUAAAUCUUAUUUAGCUUUUUCCUGUUUAUUUCAGAUUCUUUAAAUUCUAAGCUUGUGAUUAAAAAUUUUCUUUCAUUUUUUGAUUGAAGGCAGAUUGAUCUGACAUUUUCCAACUUGUCUUUCUAAAAGUUUCUAAUACCUUAGGAAUAGUUAAUGAGUUUAUUCCUGGAAGUGAUUAGAAAGUAAUGUUUGCUAAUUUAGUGUCCUUUAAAAGCCUCUGCUGUGGUGACAAUCAAUAUUAGUAUUUAGAUGUUGCAAUAAUAAAGAGACCCUUUUAUCCAACCCAAAGUCACCCCAGAUGUUUUACACAGAAUUUUCCCCUCAGUUUUUAAUCUGGCUGAAGAUUUUAAUCAAGUCUUGACUCUUUAACGACUGUGGUACACUUUCAAUUUUAAGAAAACCGAGCUCUUUAAGAAAGUACUGUAAAUCUGUUUUUUUUUUUAAAUUUAAUAUAGUAGUGGUGAAUAUACUUAAUGUACUUAAGAUGAUUUAUUCCCAAGUGGAUUUUUAGUUUCUCAAGCUUUGAUUGAGGGUAGAAAACUGCAUUUUAGCUUGCAACUUCUGAUAAUUGCCUAGUUGUAUUGCCUAGAGUUUUU
Crotalus tigris (Tiger rattlesnake) is the source of this 2647-nucleotide messenger RNA. RefSeq names its product annexin A7 (gene ANXA7). NCBI's taxonomy places the organism in Eukaryota, Metazoa, Chordata, Lepidosauria, Squamata, Viperidae. The record is from RefSeq and is a predicted model, not a curated record. The transcript is spliced from 13 exons. Gene Ontology annotation, molecular function: calcium ion binding; calcium-dependent phospholipid binding. Gene Ontology annotation, cellular component: cytoplasm. Bases 169 to 1542 code for a protein of 457 amino acids.